This is a messenger RNA of Coregonus sp. 'balchen', 31703 nucleotides long. NCBI's taxonomy places the organism in Eukaryota, Metazoa, Chordata, Actinopteri, Salmoniformes, Salmonidae. The record is from the annotation of a GenBank genome assembly.
GUCGAUAUCCUCCAUCAGCUGGGCCUCACCGGCAGCAGAGAGACUCUCUCCUCUGGGAACAGCUCCUCUCCCCCCUCCUCCCCCUCUCCUCCAUCCUCACCCCCAGGAGCCGGGAUCCUACUCAGCCUGGAUGCCCACAUUGAAGCCCCCACGGGGGGCCUGUUCCCGCCGGAGCUCGGUGAGGAGUUUUCUGUUGUGGUGAGCCUAAGCUCCUGGCGAGUGAACAAUGCUUUCCUUUUCAGUGUGCGUGAUGGCAGGAACAAGCUGCAGUUUGGCAUCCAGCUGCUGCCCAGGAAGGUGGUCGUGUACACUGCCGAGAAGACCUCCGUCUACUUCACCUAUGACGUGCACAAUGGGCGUCAGAACUCGUUCGCUGUGGGCGUGCGUCCACGCUCGGUGUCGUUCCAUGCGGACUGCGGAGCGGUGCAGCAGAGAGAGCAGACUCUGACCCGGUCGCAGACGCUGGGGUCAGGAUCCGGAGGCCUACUCACCUUAGGAAGGAUGAACUCUAAAGCAGCUCAGUUCCAGGGCCUCAUAUGCCAGCUGGACAUCUACCCCUUGGCCCAGGCUGCUGCGCGCUACUGCGACUACCUUAAAAAACAAUGCCGGCUGGCCGAGACAUACAGAUCGCCCCCCGGCUCGGAUAUGGAGGUUUCCAGCUACCUGGCUUUCUCUCCUAUUCCUCUUUCUCUAGAGUCCCAGAUGGUGGUGCCCCCCUUCCUGGCUGUAGACUCCCACACCCAGCAGACCUCCACCCCAGCCGGAUCAGCCCCCAUUCCCUCUUUGGAGGGGUCCGGAACACCGUAUUUAAGCCCCUCAGAGCAGCCUCACCUGGGGGUCAGGAUCCAGACCCAGAGCUCCCUGCUAGAGCACCUCAACUCCAUCCAUACCCCCGUCACUGCUGGCCACAACAGCCUGUCCUCAGGCACCCUCAGUGGGCUGGAGGCCCUGGGCAUCACCCGUAGAAGUACCACCCCCAGCUCCAGAUCCAGCCCAUCAAGGGGCUCAACCAGGAAGUCUCCCCAGUCUGACAAUGACAUGGAGGAGAGGAGCCCCAGGAGGCCCCAAUGGGUCACCACCGACACCCCAGGCCUAAACUCCCCUGUUGGGCAGAGCCGCUUGAAUGAUGGCCUGAGGAACAGCUCCAGCUCCCGGCCUAGGGACUCUAACCCCCAGCUCCAGCUCGCUGACCACCUCCUGGACACCCAGUUCAGAACCAACGGCACCAGCCUGUACCGGGAGAAUCAGGUGGAGACCUCAGAAGAGCAUGGCCAGGAAGGGGCCUACGAUGUGGAAAUGGGAGGCUACGACUAUGGAUAUGAGGAUCCAGACUACUUCUACGGAGACUAUGACGGAGCUUUCCCAGGACCCAAAGGAGACCCAGGUCCUCCGGUAAUUAUGAUAAUAGAUUGAGAGAAUGUUAGAAACAGGUCUUUAACCUCUUAAGGAUCGGUCCCUUAUUUUCAAUUAUCGUCUAAAAUGACAUACCCAAAUCUAACUGCCUGUAGCUCAGGACCUGAAGCAAGGAUAUGCAUAUUCUUGAUACCUUUUGAAAGGAAACACUUUGAAGUUUGUGGAAAUGUGAAAUUAAUGUAGGAGAAUAUAACACAUUAGAUCUGGUAAAAGAUUAUACGAACAAAAAACAUUAUACAAUAUUGUUCCAUCAUCUUUGAAAUGCAAGAGAAAGGCCAGAAUAUAAUAUUGCAAUUUAGGCGCAAUUUUGCAGUGUGUGUGCAAAGUUUCAGAUUGAUCCAGUGAAGCAUUGCAAUACUGGACUAUAUUAUUGUGGCCCUGGUCGCACAAAAUAAUCAAAGGUCUGACUGCACGGAGAUGCUUGGGAAAAAUGGUUACAAUGGGGGACUAGAGUGUUAGUGUUUCAGGGGAAGAGGGUGGAUCUGAUCUCCAUCACCUAGGACUUGACAUAGGUUAAUCAAAUCUCAAUUUUUUGUCAAUUUUUUCUCAAUCUUGCAUGCUUUCUCAAACUGCUGUAACUGUAUAUGCAUUCGUAAAUCAGGUCCUUUCUUGAGUUGGGCUCUGGGAUGUAACAACCGUUGAGCAUCUGAGCUUAUGGUUGAUUGUGGAGGAAAGGGGUUGAGUGUGUAAGAGUAUGUGCAUGUGUGUGUGUGUGUGUGUGUGUGUAUCCCACAUCUGUUGCAAGGGGGUAAGGAUGUUAGGGAGAAUAUAGGAUGAACCACAAUAAUUGUUUGCUAAAAUAAUAAUUGCUUGACAAAAAUGUAAUGUAAUACAAUUGCAAUCCGGGUUAUAGGUAACAAUCCUUCGCAUGAACUGCCGACAUUAUUACGCAUAUUAAUUGAUAAUUAUGGAAAUUAAGAUAUGCAAGAUAUUUGAAUAGAUAUAUAUUUUAAAUAGCUAUAUAUAUAUAUAUAUAUAUAUAUAUAUAUAUAUAUAUAUAUAUAUAUAUAUAUAUAUAUGGAGGUGAGAGCAUUGGAAAUGCUUUUGGCGGUUGACCUGCUUCUGUUUUGUGGGUGGCACUGUGCUGUUUUCGAAGGAUGGAUCCGGGAGGACGGGGGUGGUAUACCGAUAACUGGGAUGACAACCAAACUUGGGAUGGGGAGGGGCUUUAGUGGGGGGAAUAGUGGAGAACAAUUGGAGAGUUACUUAGUCGCAAUGCAAAUAUCAUGGGACAGCUAUAUGGAUACUCAAUCGCUAUGGUAUUUUUUAUUGGUACAUUUACAAUCAUAUAUUAUGAUAAAUAGAUUUGAAACUUGUAUCUCAUUAUGGUAAGUGGUGAAAUAAGUAUAGCCAGUUAUAAUUGUAAUGGCUUAGCAGAUAAUAACAAAAGAAGUACAAUAUUUACAUGGCUCAAAGAGAAGGAAUAUAAUAUAUAUAUAUUGUUUACAGGAAACUCAUUCAACAAUUCAAGAUGAAGUUGUGUGGAAUAAGAACUGGGGGGGGGGCAAAUAUACUUCUCCCAUGGGCAAAUAAACUCAAAGGGGGUUAUGAUAUUAAUUAACAGUAAUUUCGAUCCGUAUAUGCAAAUUUUCCAAUCAGAUCCGCAAGGUAGAUGGAUGACUUUAAAUAUGUUAUUGGACCAUGAACAGAUAUUAACCUUUAUGGACCAAAUAAUGAUGAGCCACUCUUCUUUGACAAUAUAUAUAGUAAACUAUCAACCCUGCAAGCAAUACAAGACUAUAUUAUUAUGGUGGGAGAUUAUAAUACCGUUUUAAAUAGCUCAGUGGACCGUAAAGGAAAUCACACUACAAACUAUCACCCUCAUGCUCUUAAGGAAAUCAUGAAUGUCAUGGAUACAUUAGAACUAGUAGAUAUAUGGAGGCUUAAAUAUCCUGAUCUAGUGAGAUAUACAUGGCGGAGACUCAAUCAAGCUAGUCGUCUUGACUUCUCUCUUAUGUCAUUCUCGUUGGCACCAAAAGUUUAAAAAGUGUUGAUAGGGGACAGAAUACGGUCAGACCAUCAUAUAAUUGGCAUAUACAUUACUCUUACUGAAUUUCCACGUGGGCGAGGAUAUUGGAAAUGUAAUCAAAGCCUAUUGGAUGAUAACUUGUUUUUAACUAGGACCGAGAAAUUUAUAACUGAUUUUUUCCAACAUAACAUAGGUACAGAAAAUCCCCUUAUUGUAUGGGACACCUUUAAAUGUGCCUUUAGAGGCAAUGCAAUUCAGUACUCAUCUCGAAAACAAAAGCAAUUUAGGUCAAAAGAGUCCAUACUAACAAAGGAAAUAGAAGGUCUAACAGAGCAGAUAGAUAGCAAUAAAAACUGUAACAUAGAGGCUCAGAAUAAAUUAGAGGAAAAACAAAAAUAAAUGGAGAAACUUAUUCAAGAAAGAUCAAGUGUAAUAUAUUAUAAAAAUAAAGCUAACUGGAUGGAAUAUGGGGGAAAAUGCACCAAAUUCUUUUUUAAUCUUCAACAUAGGAAUGCUACCAAAAAUAAUUUAUUGAAACUGGUUACAAAUGACGGAGUCACCCAUUAUUCACCAAAUUAUAUUUUGAAGGAGGAAACAAAGUACUUUAAGCACAUGUUUUCAUUUCAGUCGCCUCCAUCUCCUCUAACUGAAGCAAAUUGUAGAGAUUUUUUUCUAUUGAUAAUAUAAAAUUAACAGCCAUACAGAAAGACUCAUGUGAAUGUGAAAUUACAGAGGAGGAACUUCUGGAUGCAAUUAAAGACUUUAAGUCUGGGAAAACUCCAGGGUUGGAUGGCAUACCAGUCAAGGUAUACCAAACCUUUUUUGAUAUACUCAGAGGACCGUUAUUAGCAUGUUUUAACCACUCUUAUGUAAAUGAUAGAUUAUCAGACACUCAAGAAGAAGGCCUAAUUUCAUUAUUACUGAAACAGGAUACAAGUGGAAAAUAUAAAGAUCCAGUCCAUUAAAAAAAUUGGCGGCCCCUUACACUUCAGUGUUGUGAUGCAAAAAUGAAUAGCGCAUAGAAUUAAAAAGGUAUUGUCAGACAUUAUUAAUUCUAAUCAGACAGGUUUUUUACAUGGGCGAUACGUUGGAGAUAAUAUAAGGCAAGUACUGGAAACAAUAGAACACUAUGAAAAAUCUGGGAAGCCAGGCCUACUAUUCAUAGCAGACUUCGAAAAGGCAUUUGAUAAAGUACGACUGUGGUUUAUAUAUAAAUGCCUGGAGCAUUUCAAUUUUGGACAAUCUCUUAUAAAUUGGGUUAAAAUCAUGGUCCUCUGUAGCUCAAUUGGUAGAGAAUGGCGCUUUUAAUGCCAGGGUAGUGGGUUCGAUCCCCGGGACCACCCAUACGUAAAAAUGUAUGCACACAUGACUGUAAGUCGCUUUGGAUAAAAGCGUCUGCUAAAUGGCAUAUUAUGUAUAGUAACCCUAGGUGUAAAAUAGUAAAUAAUGGUGAUUUCUCAGAAAGUUUUAAACUGUCAAGAGGAGUGAAACAAGGUUGUCCACUAUCGGCAUAUCUAUUUAUUAUUGCCAUCGAGAUGUAAGCUAUUAAAAUCAGAUCCAACAAUAAUAUCAAGGGAUUAGAAAUCCAGGCCUUAAAAACAAAGGUGUCAUUGUACGCUGAUGAUUCAUGUUUUCUUUUAAAUCCACAACUUGAAUCCCUCCACAGCCCCAUAGAGGAUCUAGAUACAUUUUCUAACCUCUCUGGAUUACAACCAAAUUAGGAUAAAUGUACUAUAUUACGUAUUGGAUCACAAAAAAAUACAAUUUUUACAUUACCAUGUAGUUUACCAAUAAAAUGGUCUGAUGGUGAUGUGGAUAUACUUGGAAUACAUAUCCCAAAUGAAAUAAAUGAUCUCACUCCAAUACAUUUUAAUAGAAAGUUAGCAAAAAUAGAUAAGAUCUUGCUACCACGGAAAGGUAAAUACCUGUCAAUUUGUGAAAAAAUCACCCUGAUUAACUAUUUAGUAUUAUCCCAGUUCAUCGAUUUGCUUAUGGUCUUGCCUACGCCUAGCGAACAGUUUUUUAAAUUAUAUGAGACAAAAUAAUUCCAUUUUAUUUGGAACGGCAAGCCAGACAAAAUUAAACGGGCCUAUUUAUAUAAUGAAUAUGAAUUAGGAGGACAGAAAUGAUUAAAUAUUAAAAAUUAGACCUAUCACUAAAAGCUUCAGUCAUACAAAAAUUAUACUUAAAUCCAAACUGGUUCUCUAGCAAACUAGUAAGAUUGUCUCACCCAAUGUUCAAGAAGGGAUAGAUUACAACCCCUUUAUUCAGAUUACAACCCCUCAAUUUCAGGUAUUUGAAAAGGAAAUAAUCUCCCAAAUAUCACUAUUUCUAAAACAAGCCAUAGAAAGUUGGUUGCAAUUUCAAUUUAAUCCUCCAGAAAUGACAGAACAAAUAUUGCAACAAAUAUUGUGGUUAAACUCAAAUAUACUAAUUGAUUUAAAAAAUAUAAUCUUCGUAAAUCUUCGUAAAUUAUAUUAUCGGUAGGAAUGGUGGAGUUAUGUCGCACAUGCAGCUAACAAAAACAUAUGGAAAUGUCUGCUCUACCCAAAAUUACAACCAAAUAAUUGCAGCAUUACUGCAAAAAUGGAAGAGGAAAGUGGAAGGAGGAAAAAGUAAUGAACUUGUCUGUCGGCCUUGCAUCAAAGAACAUAAUUGGUUAAAGAAAAUUGUGAUAAAUAAAAAGGUUUACCAGUUUCAUUUAAGGACCAAAAGAUUGACAGCCAUCCCAUAUAGACUGCAAAAUAGUUGAGAAGAGAUUUUUGACAUACCGAUUCCAUGGCAUAGUGUUUAUGAACUGAUACGCAAAACGACGCCGGAUUAAAAACUUAUAAUUUUUCAAUUGAAAUUAUUAUAUAGAAUUCUUGUUACGAAUAGAAUGUUAUUUGUAUGGGGGAUACAAUCUUCCCAGCUCUGCAGAUUUGGCUGUGAAGAGACAGAAUCAUUAGAUAAUUUGUUUUGGUACUGUCUAUUUGUAGCUUGUUUCUGACACAGGUUCAGGAAUGGCUGAAGGAUUGCAAUAUUUGCAUGGAGUUGACCCUGCAGAUAGCACUAUGGGUGAUCUGAAAAGUCAUAGUCAAUCGAUCAAUAAUAUAAUAAUACUUUUAGCAAAGAUUUUUAUUUUCAAUUCACAAACUGUAGAAACAAUGAGAAUAGAAAUAUUCAGAACUUUUGUAAAACAUCACAGUACAGUUGAAAAAUAUAUGGCAAAUAGAAAUCCAAUAUGGAUGGUUGUCACGAUCGUUUACGGACGAGACGGACCAAGGCGCAGCGUGAUAUGCAUUCAUAUUUAUUUACGUACUGAACACACGACAAAACAACAAACGAAACGUGAAGUCCAAGGUAGACAAAAAAACAUACCUCACACGGAACAAGAUCCCACAACUAACAUGUGCCAAAAGGCUGCCUAAGUAUUGUCCCCAAUCAGAGACAACGAGUGACAGCUGCCUCUGAUUGUGAACCACACAGGCCAACAUAGAUCUAGAAUACUAGAAUCUAACAUAGAACAAACCCAACACAGAAAAUACACACCCUGACUCAACAAAUACAAGUCCCUUGAGUCAGGGUGUGACAAUGGUGUUAAGAGAUAGAUGGGAGGAGUUGAAUGGAGCUGAAGGAUGGGACUAAUAACAACAACUAAUAACAACAAGAUAACUAGUGUAAGUCAUGCUGUGUCCAUAAUAAGUAUAUAGGUUAUAUAUUGUGAGCUUUUGUGAAAGAGCACAGUUAGAAAGAUAUGGCAUAUAGAAGCAUACCAGAAGGACAUCAUGAAAAUGAUCGGAGGAAGUUCAGGAGUAAAAACAAACAAAAUAUAAUUAGUGACUGUGUCUAUAAAAUGUAUAUAUUAUGUAUAAGCAUGAAGUAGAGGCCUAAGCAUUGUUGUUCACUAGUUUACUCCAAUUAAGGAGGGGAUGGUGGGGUUGGAAAGUAAUAAAGGGAAAUGAAGUGGGGAAAAAAAGUAUUUAGUCAGCCACCAACUGUGCUAAAAAGAUGAGAGAGGCCUGUAAUUUUCAUCAUAGAUACACGUCAACUAUGACAGACAAAUUGAGAAAAGAAAAUCCAGAAAAUCACAUUGUAGGAUUUUUAAUGAAUUUAUUUGCAAAUUAUGGUGGAAAAUAAGUAUUUGGUCACCUACAAACAAGCAAGAUUUCUGGCUCUCACAGACCUGUAACUUCUUCUUUAAGAGGCUCCUCUGUCCUCCACUCGUUACCUGUAUUAAUGGCACCUGUUUGAACUUGUUAUCAGUAUAAAAGACACCUGUCCACAACCUCAAACAGUCACACUCCAAACUCCACUAUGGCCAAGACCAAAGAGCUGUCAAAGGACACCAGAAACAAAAUUGUAGACCUGCACCAGGCUGGGAAGACUGAAUCUGCAAUAGGUAAGCAGCUUGGUUUGAAGAAAUCAACUGUGGGAGCAAUUAUUAGGAAAUGGAAGACAUACAAGACCACUGAUAAUCUCCCUCGAUCUGGGGCUCCACGCAAGAUAUCACCCCGUGGGGUCAAAAUGAUCACAAGAACGGUGAGCAAAAAUCCCAGAACCACACGGGGGGACCUAGUGAAUGACCUGCAUAGAGCUGGGACCAAAGUAACAAAGCCUACCAUCAGUAACACACUACGCCGCCAGGGACUCAAAUCCUGCAGUGGCAGACGUGUCCCUCUACUUAAGCCAGUACAUGUCCAGGCCCGUCUGAAGUUUGCUAGAGUGCAUUUGGAUGAUCCAGAAGAGGAUUGGGAGAAUGUCAUAUGGUCAGAUGAAACCAAAAUAGAACUUUUCGGUAAAGACAAAGAAUGCUGAGUUACAUCCAAAGAACACCAUACCUACUGUGAAGCAUGGGGGUGGAAACAUCAUGCUUUGGGGCUGUUUUUCUGCAAAGGGACCAGGAUGACUGAUCCGUGUAAAGGAAAGAAUGAAUGGGGCCAUGUAUCGUGAGAUUUUGAGUGAAAACCUCCUUCCAUCAGCAAGGGCAUUGAAGAUGAAAUGUGGCUGGGUCUUUCAGCAUGACAAUGAUCCCAAACACAUAUAUAUAUAUAUAUACUGGACUAUUUUGUAUGAAGUCUGCCCAAAUGUGCCGAAUUGGUCAAUUGAUACAUUUUCAAGUACAUAACUAUAGAGAACAUACAAAAAUGAUAUGGUAAUACAAAAUGUAAGUUUACACACUCCCAGGAACGUCAUAAAUAAUGGAUCGUUAAAUUAUACACUAACUUUCAUGCAUCUAGGUGGCCGGGCGGGGUGGGUGUGGAGCCAGUGACAGCAGGGGUUCAAACUGUAGAACCCAGUUCCUACAUUUGAAUAUAAAAAUGGAUUUUAUCAAACAAAACUCUGCUACAUUUUAUCUCUGGGACCCUUAGGAUGACAAAUCAGAGCCAGAUUACUGAAUGUAAAUACAUUAUUUACCUUCAGGAGUGAAUGUAUCAAACCAGUUGGCGUGAUCAUUUUUGUUGUUGUUGUUGUUGUGCACUCUCCUCAAACAAUAGCAUGGUAUUUUUUUACUGUGUUAGCUACUGUUAAUUGGACAGUGCAGUUAGAUUAACAAGAAUGUAAGCUUUCUGCCCAUAUAAGACAUGUCUAUGUCCUGGAAAGUUUGCUGUUGCUUACAACCAGGGGCGGUGUGUUCAAUAGGGCGAUAUGGGCGACGCACUGCCAAACGGGAAAAGGAAGGGAUUUUUUUUCUAAUCAAUUAUAUCACGGCAACAGUAGUUAUCAGUGUUGUAAUCUAGACGUCUGAUCUGCCACAGUGCCACACUGCCACUAAAUGUCCAAUCAGGCUAAAGUCGUGCUUCAAAUGGCCCCCCCCCCUUUUGGGGCGAUUUCAGUCAGGUUGAAAAUCGCCCAGAAGUCUGUCAUAGACUCCCAUGUAAAAUCUAUUUUUUUCAAAUUUCAGAGCUUUCAAUACAAUCUCUAUGGGUUUCUGAGGGCUUGCACUUACGCGCUUUCGUCAUACGUAACGUAACCAUGAACGUAACUAAGAAAAGAGCGUGUAGCAGCAUCAAUCAAUUCACGUACUACUAUCAAGAUGGCUAUAGCGUUCAGUGCAACUCGAUUGUCUCUUUGAAAGAAGUUCACAUCAAAGAGACAACCACAAAGUGCAGGAGCGCUUUUUUGAGUUCCUUCCCAUCUCGGAAUCAACCUCAGUCUCAAUCACCAGUGUGCUUUUGGAGAGACUGAACGGUCUUUUUGCCGACGACGUGAAAGUCAAACUCAUUGCGCAAGCUUACGAUGGAGCCAGUGUGAUGAGGCGAGAGAAGGCAAAAGGUGCGUGAGCAUUUCAAGAAAGGCCAUUACGUGCAUUGCUAUGCGCAUCAGCUGAAUUUGAUCAUGCAGCAAGCUAAAAAGUAACUAGUAAACUAGUCCUCAGCAUGCCUGAUUUCAAUGAGAAAGUCAUUGACCGCUUUGCUGCAUUGAAAGAGAGAAGAGAACAGUUUCAGUACAAGUAAUGCUUGCCUAUUGUCCUGUAGCCCAUCCCAGCCUAGUGCAGGUCUACAAUUUUAUCCCUGAUGUCCUUACACAGCUCUCUGGUCUUGGCCAUUGUAGAGAGGUUGGAGUCUGUUUGAUUGAGUGUGUGGACAGGUGUCUUUUAUACAGGUAACGAGUUCAAACAGGUGCAGUUAAUACAGGUAAUGAGUGGAGAACAGGAGGGCUUCUUAAAGAAAAACUAACAGGUCUGUGAGAGCCGGAAUUCUUACUGGUUGGUAGGUGAUCAAAUACUUAUUUCAUGCAAUAAAAUGCAAAUGAAUUACUUAAAAAUCAUACAAUGUGAUUUUCUGGAUUUUUGUUUUAUAUUCCGUCUCUCACAGUUGAAGUGUACCUAUGAUAAAAAUUACAGACCUCUACAUGCUUUGUAAGUAGGAAAACCUGCAAAAUCGGCAGUGUAUCAAAUACUUGUUCUCCCCACUGUAUGUAUAUAUAUAUAUAUAUAUAUAUAUUUAUGUAUGUGUAUAUAUAUGUAUGUGUAUAUGUAUGUAUGUAUGUAUGUAUGUAUAUAUGCAUAUAUAUAUAUAUGCGAGAAAAAAAAAGAAAAAACAUAUGGGGGAUUGGAAGUGAUGCAGACAAUUACAUUGAUGGAAGUUACAAUCUAUCUGCAAUAUUAUAGUUGACCUAUAUAUAUAUAUAUAUACUGGACUAUUUUGUAUGAAGUCUGCCCAAAUGUGCCGAAUUGGUCAAUUGAUACAUUUUCAAGUACAUAACUAUAGAGAACAUACAAAAAUGAUAUGGUAAUACAAAAUGUAAGUUUACACACUCCUAGGAACGUCAUACAUAAUGGAUCGUUAAAUUAUACACUAACUUUCAUGCAUCUAGAUGGCCGGGCGGGGUGGGUGUGGAGCCAGUGACAGCAGGGUUCAAACUGUAGAACCCAGUUCCUACAUUUGAAUAUAAAAAUGGAUUUUAUCAAACAAAACUAUGCUAUAUUUUAUCUCUGGGACCCUUAGGAUGACAAAUGCUAAUCACAUUAGCGCACUUUAGCUCAACAGUCCCGUAUACGGGACACUGAUCCCGUACAGUUUAAAGUGUGUUUCCCGCAAGUCAGAGCAGAGGUGUGCAUGAGCAAUGGGGGAGAAUUACAAUACAUAAGCAAUUAAGCCUAAUUUAUGGCGAUUACGCCUUGAGUAUUCUGUUUGCCCUCUUUCUCAAACACACUCAAUAAAGCCUAAAUAAUUAAUUUAAAAACAUUAAGAAAAGGUGAUGGUGUCGAAGCACUUUUGUUUCAUGUAUCAACAGGUGGUUAAAAUUACACGUCAUUCCUCUUGAAAUACUGCCAGUGACUCGUCCUUGCUCUUGUGAGAGUGGGGAGGGGGAUAAUUUAUAACUUACGGUUGCUUCUAUAGCCUACUGACAAAAUAGCAUCCAACAGGCUGACGUCAGCUAGCUAGCUGUAGAGCUAGUUUUUCUUCUCUUCAGUGAGAACAAGACUAUAGCAUUCUGUCAUGGCAGCCUGUAAGGGACACAGCUGAUUGAGGUGUUUCCAAGUCAGAGGUGUUGCUGCUCAACCUUUCUCCUAAGGACUUAAAGCCAAAUCUGUCAUUUAUUUGACCAUUGAACAGCGGUAACUAUAAUUAUUGCAGAUUGCACCUUUACCGAGAGUAAGUCCGAAACCUAACUUCUGUUUCUCUCAUUCAACUCCAUGAGCCUAGAGCUGGUAGACAAAUGUUGAGGAGGCCAAGCAAAACUGGUUUCCAGGAGGUAAUAAGUCAAGGAGACAGAUAUUUACUUGUUUUUCCAUCCUCCUUGACUGAGCUAUGUGUUGUGAAAAUGCAGCCAUUUCUUAGCAGUACUCUCUGACAGGCUCCAUGUUUAGGAUGUAGGGUCAGCGCUAGGGCAAUGGGUCAGUGUGUGAUUGUGAUGUCACCACAUCCCAUCCUGCACUCAGAGCUCCAGAUUGAGAAUAUGGCUAUGUUCCAUUCAUCGUUCUCCUUUGCUCCAUGCUCUCCCAUGUUCAGUACUCCAUUUGCCUGCUCUGGAGCAUGGAAGUAGAGUGAAUGGAACACUGAUAGUAUCUCAGCCUCAGAUAGGCUUUGGCUUUGGCUUUGGCUCUGGCUCCAGAUAGUCAGUAUAGAAGCAUACAGUAAACACAGGUGCUGUAUAUGAAUAACCCUUUAACCCUUUAUUGUAACCCUUUAUUUUACAGCCUAUUAUUUAGCAGAUACCUAGCUAGCGCAUAACGUUCUGAGAACCAUAUGUUUCUAGGAGCUUGGUGAGCGAGUGGUUGUCCUAUGGUCAUUUUGCAUACAACCUUCCCACAACGUUCUGGGAAUGGUGCAGGAUAGAAGCUUGGCUUUGGAACAUUCUCAGCACAUUUACGGAACUUGACAAAAAAAACUUUAUUUUCUUGGAAUUUCAUUACUUUAAUAGAACGUUUUCCUAAAAGUUCAAACAUGUAACAUUUAAUUGCAAUUUUGGUAAUGUUCUAGGAACAUUCUCCAACUGGUUUGACACUUGGAAUGUUCUCAAAUUGUUCCGAAAACAUUAAGAAACAUAGUUCUUCUGUGGGAAUUUGAGUACUUCAGCAUAAUGUUUUCUACAGGUUUUCUCAUGGUUCUAUUUAAAAUCAUGUUCUCAAAUUGUUCCAAGAAUGUUAAGAAACAACUUCCUUCUGUAGGAAUUUCAGUACUUCUACAGAACAUUACACACAAGUUAGCAUGUGAUUCUAUUUAAUGUCAUAUUUUUGCUACAUUCUGGGAAAGUUCAAAAACAUGGUGUGACUUAAGAGAUGUUUUCAGAACAUUCAGAUAAUGAAUGGUUCUCUUUUAUGUCAGUUCUUGGGAAUAUUCUGGGAUAUUUUAUUUUAUUUUUUUAUUUAUUUUUUUACACAUUAACAGCAAUAAGCUCUAAAUUACGUUCUCAGAAAAUGAAGAAAACUUUCCAUAUAAACCACAAGCAAACUUUAGUAAAAUUCAGAGAACGUUCUAAGAAUGUUAUUUAAAACAUAUACAUUCCGUUAUCAGCAUCAACAAAACUCUCUAUAUCCUCUAUCUUGUUAAGUGUGUUCAGGUGUGUUGGCCGCGCCCACUAAUUGGCCACAGCUGAUCCUAAUGAGUUCUUGUUUCCUUUGAAAUGGGGUCAGUUUGAAUAAAACAAAUGAACAGCUUUGUAUGCAUAAAAAGAUCAUGGUGGCACAGUGGAUUAAUCCAUGAAUAGAGAACAGAAGAUCAAAGGUUUGAAUCUCAGUGAUGCCAUGUCACAAUAAAAAAUAAAUGUCUUUGUAUGAUUAAUGUAUGAUUACAGAAAUUAAUUUACAUGUGUCCUAUCUGUGCUUGAAGUUCCAAAAAGUUAACCCAAAAUAAGCUAGCAGUGUUAUUAAAAGUCUUAUUGAAACAUUCAGUGAAAGUUUUAAGGAAGUUAUUCAAAAACCUCCAAAUAACCAUUAAUAAAAUCUCCCAGGAAAACGUUCAAGGAACCAGAGUAUAUUUUUCUUCAGUUUAACUGGUCAGGAAACUUAUGGCUUCGUUUCUACAACCAACUUCCAAGGAACCCUAUUUUUUAACUGGGUAGUUACUUUGAAAUAACAAAAAUUGCAAUUACCUACUACUUGAUGCAUUAACAUUUUGCUAUUUUGAUUGAGCAUCAUUGAGAAUUGAGAUCCAGGUUGACUCAAUGCUGGUAUGUGAGGAGGAUGUUUGGGGGAGUUCACCCCAGCUGUACAGACACUUCAAAGACACUUUAAGAGGGAGGAAGUACAGAUUACUCAAUCGUCACCUUCAUGAUUCACUUCCUCUCUCUGAAAUACCUUUCACUGCUGGUACUAUUAGUGCUACCUAGCCUUGUUCAACCACAUUAAACAAUAGUGAGUGCAGCAUUCAGUCUGGUUUAUCCAGGCUAAGUGUUACCUAUAGUAGACAGCAAAUUAGCAGAUAUAGUAUGGAACAUACCGUAAAUAUUAAUUUAAGCUAAAUGACACAAGGGGCUGUGCUAUAUUUUCAAUAUAGUCACAGUUUUAGGGUUUUGUUAGGCCCAACACGCAGCCAGCAGCACAGCUGUCAUGCUGCUAAUAUUAUCAACAGAUCUGUGUUUUUUUCGCGUGAAGAAGCCUCAUGGUCUCAGUUGGCCCUGUUGUUAUGGCGAGGAGAAGGCAGUAGUAGUGCACUCACUGUUUCCAUCACUGUGUGUGUGUAGGAGUGUGGCUCAAUGAGCAAGCAGCUGUUUCUGUCUCUGAGACAUUUUCUCUUUGUCCCUCUGAUAUCGACGGAAAGGAAUAGAAUGUGCAGGACUCCCCCAUAACUGCUCGCACGCACAUACACACGCGCACACAGACACACAUACACACAUACACAUACAUUUUUUGAAUGCCUUUGUUUAUUAUUGUGUAUCAUUCCAAAAUAGUUUUUCCAUGACUGUCUGUGUGUGUGUAUUAUGUCCUGACCGUCAUAAUAUUUCAUGCUGCUGUUUAGCAGCUUGCUACAUUGUCAUGGGAGUGUGAUUCCUCACAAAACAAGGUUUUAGAUUUUCACAACAUUUAAUCCAUAGAAGGGCCCUUUGGAGAAAAAUGUUUUGACAUACACUACAGGUCAAACGUUUUAGAACACCUACUCAUUCAAUGGUUUUUCUUUUAGGAGAUGAAGGAAGAAGAAGGAAGAAAAUAAUGAAAAAAAGAAAGGAAAGCAAGUAGAAGAAGAACAGGAAGUGAAAAUAUACAGUACCGGUCAAAAGUUAGGACACACCUACUCAUUCAAGGGUUUUCUUUAUUAUUACUAUUUUCUACAUUGUAGAAUAAUAGUGAAGACAUCGAAACUAAGAAAUAACUCAUAUGGAAUCAUGUAGUAACCAAAAAAGUGUUAAACAAAUCAAAAUAUAUUUUAUAUUUGAGAUUCUUCAAAUAGCCACCCUUUGCCUUGAUUACAGCUUUGCAUACUCUUGGCAUUCUCUCAACCAGCUUCAUGAGGUAGUCACCUGGAAUGCAUUUCAAUUAACAGGUGUGUCUUCUUAGAAGUUAAUUUGUGGAAUUUCUUUCCUUCUUAAUGCGUUUGAGCCAAUCAGUUGUGUUGUGACAAGGUAUGGGUGGUACACAGAAGAAGCCCUAUUUGGCUUGGAUCAGCACAUCAGUCCAUAGAGGAUACAUGAUAACUGCAAGUUACUUUGAAAAGCCUCCAGUUAUCAAUCAUACUUUAAAGGUGCAAGAUGCAGAAAUCGCUCAGCCAUUUCCUGGUUGCUGAAAUAGUUUGCAUAAUUUCAGUUUAUUUGUCAAAACAAUCAGUCAUUGUGUAGAGAAUCAUUGUACCAUCUAAACCGUUGAGAGAUAUAUUUUCCAUAACCAAAAAAAUGAAUUUUCAGCUGUUUGAAGCUGGUGUACAAAACCGAAAGUAAAAGACACAAAAAUGAAACUUAAGAAUGGAAAGCAUAGAAAUAAUGCACAUAGAACUGAUCUACUGCUUCUUAGACUUGCUUUCUACGUGCAUUUGGUCAGGUCUCCCAAAAAGUUACAUAUUGCAGCUUUAACAAAGUACUAAUGCGAAGGCUUUCUGCACCACUGGUAAUCAGUAUUGACAUGUCUGACUUUGACUGUGCAUCUCAGACUCAUCAUCAAAGGAAAUAAGAUUGAUUUCCCAUCUAGUUGACGUUUAUCAUCAGUCUGCCGGACAGAAUGGCUUAGCAGCAUCAAGCCUGCGUGUCCGCCACGGAAACUAUUUACAUUACAAUUAUGUAUGAUUUAAACUGUCCAUUACUUUAUCCCAUCCACUUUAUUUAUAGAUGUAGGAUCUUAAUUUGAUCACACUGUUGCAGGAGAACUUUCUUGCAAUGCAGGACAUUUUAAACGUGUAGUGUAUUUGAGGUUUAAAAAAGGCUUCUGUAGUUUGUAAUUUCCACUUUGAAAUUUCAGACAUAAUUUUCCCUUACAAAAAAUUUAUCAACCCCUACAAAAAUGUCAAUUUAUUAUAAUCCACAUAAUAAUGAACAUUUCCUGUUGCUGCAGGAUUAGUUUCCUGCUGUAGCAAACUGGCUCAAAUUAAGAUCCUACAUCUGGAUCCCGUUUGAGAGAGCCAAGCUGAAGUCUGACUUGUUUGCAAGUUAGCUCCUUACUCCACAUCUCUGUUGAUGUGUGCAUUUGUGUGAGUUUGUUAUGCGUUGGAUAGAAAAAAAGCUGCCACAUAACAUACCAGGUUUAAUGUAAUCAAAGUCAUGUUUUACAAGUGCUGUACUAGAAUCUUCAGUUCCAACUCUGGAAUAUAAAAGUUUUGAGCACAUUCGUUUUUUUUCCCUUUCUUUCUCCUUUUACAUCUUGGGUCCAAAAGAACAGGAAGUGGAAUCAUACCAUGUGUUUCCUCCAUGGUUGUUUUUUCACGACAAAGAGUUUAUCUUAAUCCCAGAACUGGCUUGUGGCAUCGUACUUCAGGCUCAUCUAGACGAUGUAACAUGAUAUCACCAUCCUCUCAGAGCUUUACUAUUAGCGAUUUGGAGUUUAAAAAAACAUUUGCCUCCUUUGAUUUGAACUUGUCUAGGCCUCUCACAUAAAUACAGUAUCCACCUCCCCACAUCUGCCUGUACAUUAAACAGCAUGUUAUCACUUCUCAAUUAGCACGUUAUUUGUGUGUCUGUAACAUCUCUCAUCUCCUCUUGUUCUUUCUCACUCUCCUUCUCUCUCUUUCUUCUCUCUCUCUCCUCUCUCUCUCUCUCUCUCUCUCUCUCUCUCUCUCUCUCUCUCUCUCUCUCUCUCUCUCUCUCUCUCUCUCUCUCUCUCUCUCUUUGUCACCUCUCUCUCUCUCUCUCUCUUUGUCACUCUCUCUGUAACAGGGUCCUCCUGGUCCCCCUGGUCUACCUGGUCCUGCUGGGAAGAGAGGAGCUCGGGUGAGUACUGUAAACCAUGUGUCACCUGUCACACCUGUGGUCAUGUGACGUCACUGUGAUGCCAUUGUGCUUCUGGAGGUGCCACACCCCUCCUUGAUGUGAUAAACGGAUUGAAAGAAGAUCCCUUUCCCCAGAUUUGUCUUAACCCUAGCAGUCUUGUCUAGUACAGUGCUACAGUGCAUUCGGAAAGUAUUCAGACCAAUUGACUUUUUCCACAUUUUGUUACAUUACAGCCUUAUUCUAAAAUGGAUUAAAUAGUUUGUUUUUUCUCAUCAAUCUACACACAAUUCCCCAUAAUGACAAAGCAAAAACAGCUUUUUAGACAUUUUAGAAAUGUAUUUAAAAUAAAAACAUUUACAUUUCACAUUUACAAAGGUAUUCAGACCCUUUACUCAGUACUUUGUUGAAGCACCUUCUGCAGCGAUUACAGCCUUGAGUCUUCUUUCAAUAAAAUAAAAUAGCCCAUUGGGCGUCUAUUACCAGAAUGCUAACAAAAUUAGCACAAGUACUAGUGAAUUUCUACAGUACUUGCUAAAUAUGCUAACGACCGCAAACGAAAAUAAACUAAUUACAAAGACAGGCAAUCCAGCUCAUAAAGUUCUACAUAUAUACAUAGUAGGUACAGAAUGUAUUUUUUGGUGAGUUUGGACAUUUACAACCAAAUGUGAACGAGAGACAGUGCAAAUGAACAAAGUUUGGACGCAUGCUAGUCUGAAGGAAAAACAGCACUCUGGAGCAGCAUGUGUACAUGCUGUGUCUGUGUGGUGUCUGUAGUCGCUAGGGCAACGACGCUUGCUUUCUCUGAGAAGAGGGGCAGAGGAGCAGACUGAGGGGCCGAGAACCGAAAGGAUAAAAAAUGAAGGACAUCAAGAUAGCAGUGGCAGCUGUACAGAUAACUCAUCCACAGCCCUUUGACUUCUCAAACACAGCAGAAAGCUAACACUAUAUGAUGCCCUAUCUCCUCAUUAAUUCAGCCACUUACUUUGCUAACUAGCAAGUUAAACCAAAUACACAGCUGGACUCACCAGCUCGCGCUUUCUCCCGUUGUGCUAUUUACUAACAAACGUGACUCGCUCAACUGUUCUGAGGUCUGGGGAACUACAUAAAGCUUCAUAAUUUAAAAUAAUGUGACAGGUGAAAUGAAGAACGCAAUCAUUUUACCUCCUAACGUAUUGCACAAGUUGGCUUCAGGUAUUUACAAAAAAAUUGGCUACAAAUAUUCACAUUUAUUGAAAAACCUCAAAGAAAUAGUUUCAACGGUAUUGAAAGUAUUGAAAAACCAUCCCGUGGUAUACAGUAUAUAUACGGUUUACCGCCCAAGCCUUCUUUACUGGCUUUUGGAGCAUCACAUUUUAUUGGUCACAUGCACAGAAUACAACAGGUGUAGUCUUUACCGUGAAAUGCUUCCUUACGAGCCCAUUCCCAACAAUGUAGAGUUCAAAAAGUAAGACAAAUAUUUGCAAAAAUAAAAUAAAUAAAUAGUAACACAAUAAAAUAACAAUAACAAGGCUAUUUUCAAGGAGUACCAGUACCGAGUCAAUGUACAGGGAGGGUAAAGAGGUAGUUGAGGCAAUUGAGGUAAUAUAGUAUGUACAUUUAGGUAGGGGUAAAAGUGACUAGGUAAUCAGGAUAGAUAAUAAACAGAGUAGCAGCAGCAUAUGUGAAGAGUGUGAAAGUGUAUGUGUGAGUGUAUGUGUGAGUGUGUGUGUGGCGUCAAGAUGCUUGUGUGUGUGUGUGUGUGUGUGUGUGUGUGUGUGGCAUCAAUAUGCUUGUGUGAGUGUAGGUGUGAGUGUGUGUGUGUGUGGCAUCAAGAUGCUUGUGUGUGUGUGUGUGUGUGUGUUUUGUGUGUGAGCAUAUGUAAUGUGUGUGUGUAUGUGUGUGUGUUGGAGUAUCAGUGUAGUAUGUGUGAGUGUGUGGGUAGAGUCUAAUGAGUGUGCAUAGAGCCAGUGCAAGAAAAAUAGCAAUACAAAAUAAAUAAUAAAGGGUGUCAAUGCAAAUAGUCUGGGUAUCCAUUUGAUUAACUGUUCAGUAGUCUUAUGGCUUGGGGGUAGAAGCUGUUCAGGAGCCUUUUGGUCCCAGACUUGGCGCUCCGGUACCGCUUGCCGUGUUGUAGCAGAGAGAACGGUCUAUGACUUGGGUGGCUGGAGUCUUUAAAAAAUGUAUGGCCUUCCUCUGAUACCGCCUGGUAUAGAGGUCCUGGAUGGCAGGGAGUUUGGCCCCAGAGAUGUACUGGGCCAAACGCAUUACCCUCUGUAGCGCCUUGCGGUCGAAUGCCGAUCAAUGCCCUGGCAUUUCUGAACUUUCUGCUAUAGAGUGAAUGAUAUACAUUUAUCCUUUGAGAGUGGUAGUAUACCUGGAGUGUGUGUGUGUGCAUCUGUGUGUGUGUGUGUGUGUGCGUGUGCAUGUGUGCGCGCGAGUGCGUGUGCGUAUGUGUGCGAGUGUGUGCUUGUGCCUAUCACAGUUAGCCAGCUAUACUCAGGAAGACCACAGGAGGACCUCUCUCUGUUUUUAACUUUGUAAUGUCUUCUUUAAAACACAUCACGCCUCUUGGUUCCGCUUGUUUGGUGUGUGUCAGACAGGGACCCUCCAGCAGCCAGCCAAGCAGGCAGUAAAAGUUGUCUACAGGUAAACUACUGUAUAAUGGUAAACCCUUGUGGGACCCAACUGUGGAGACAUAUGGUUUGCAUACAGUGUGGUGACCCAUAGAGACAUAGACAGUCGGAGGGAGGCUUCAUUAUGGAGUGGAACACGACUGUAAUGGGUGGUUGUAUCUGUGUGGGCUGCGACCUCUGCUGCCUCAGCAAGAUACAGACCUCCAGACCUCACUGUACUGAACUUACCUGUACUGUACCUUAGCUUAGCCCCACACUCCACAGGUGUAAGCACUUUAUACACACAGAACAGACCCCCACUUGAAGUAAUCUGCUCUGCACUGAGAGAGGGAAGUGAUAGAGAGAGUUAGGAGGAGAGAGUUACAGUGAUAGAGGGGGAGAGAGCGAGACGGGUAGUUAGAUAGAUGGGAGAGGAGGGAGGGAGGCAGAGGGGGAAGAGAGAUCCUUUGUUAUGGGGUUUUACUGGAGUAAAGGGCACAGAAAGUAGAGCACAAGGGGGAGAGGUUGGAGGGCUGGGUGGGAGAAAGAGACUGACACCACAACCCAACCCAGUGUCAAGAGGAUACACAGACACCUGUAAACUGGCUGUGGGUCAUCAUUACCUCUACAUUACGUCUCUGUCAUCGCCUGAUCACAGCCAUUUAUGGUGACUGAUUACUGUUAUGAGAGAGAGCAGAGUCUUACCUCAUGGCUUUAGUUUGUAGUGGGUGUUUUAGAGAGAAAGCAGUUUAAGCCAGGCAACAGCAGGGGUGCAGAUGUGUGUGUGUGUAUGCUUGUGUGUGUGCAUGCACAUGUGGUUGUUCCAACAUGUGUGGGUUGUACUCAAAGUGAGUGCAUGUAUGUAUGUUAUAAGGUGUUCCCUUGAAAGUGCACUCCUGUACGGUUUAAAGGUAGGGCAUAGUUUGACACAUGAAGAAAAAUGUGACUUAAAAUAUGUGUAAUACUCAGAAAACGUCUCACUAUAUCUCCUCACAGCCUACAAUCAUUGACUCAUUCAGCAGUUUUAGAAACACAUGUCUGCCUUAUCUACCUUUAAUCUUUGUAGAUAAAAGAUCUCAACUGGGAACUUUUGCUGACAUACAGUAUGACUAAGUCACUACACCGUUUACACCUGUAGAGACCUGUAGAGGGUUCUUUGCACAGUGCUGAUAUUCUCUUAUUCUUAAACAAACUUUAAACUUUAGAAAAUGACACAGACAACGGCUUCUGAGUAUAUGCAAAAUAUAUUUUGUUAUGCAAUUGCAGGCAGACGUUAAUACAGAGUCAACAGGAUUUGUAUAGCUCUUCAUAAGUUCUGCAAAGUGUCUAGAACAAUCUCUGCUUUUUAUACUAGCACUCCCUUCCCAUAGCGUGAUGUUUUCCCCUGACUCUGAACUUACCCUAGCAAUCAACAAAGUAUUCUUCCUAAUCCUGUCUUCCCACAAACUCAGUGUCAGGGGGUGAGGUGUCAGACAAUAAAACCAGACAUGUCUAAAGACAAUGUGGUAAUUAUGGUUGCAGGUUUCUGAGAACUUUCUGCUGUCAAGGCUUCCAUAGUUUUUAAUAAUGUAAGCAAAUGCGCAUAAUACUUACUUACUUACUUUACUUUAUUGUCCCCAUGGGAAAAUGUUGUUGCAGUGUCAUGUACACAUUUAAAGUGGCGUUAAAUACAAAACAAGAUUGACAAUACAACUUUCAAUAACAGUCACGCACCAAUAAAAGUAAGAAAUAAGAAAUAAAACAUUUAAAACAUUUAAAACAAAGACUAGCCUGCUGGCCUUACGGGGUCAAUGGGAACAUUUGCCCGAGCUAUUUAAGAGGGAUAUCACACCUGGCACAAAUGAUUGUCUCGUUCUAUUUUUUCCUGCUGAGGGGUGCCCUAUACCUACGCCCAGAGGGGAGUAAUUCAAAGAUAGAUCAUAUAUUCCCCAUCAUUCCCCUCUUUGAGACUACUAAGUCUCAACAAAAUCUAGGAAUUUUAAAACCAACCAGUGAAAACAUAAUUCCAUACUAUCUCAGGUAAGUGCAACAUCAGAGAUUACGUAUAAUGGCUCCAGACAGCAACCCCACACAUCCUGUGCCAGACUUUGGCCCCAAAUACAAAUUACUUGUUGUUUUGUUCAGUGCUAAGAACUUAAAAGGACAUUUGUUGUUACUUAGUCUCCACCUUGCUAAAAAGGGAACCAGGGGAGAUAACAAUCUCCACCAAGGCCCAAGGAGGGGGUGACUUACGCACAGACAUUAUGGAGACAAGUGAUUGGUUCCCCAUUACUCACGCCAUCCCUUCACAUGGUUUGCAAUGUUUCCUUCUGACCUCCUUUGCCCUAUUCUCUUUCUGAUAUUCUGCAUAGCAACAGGGACAUGUGAUAGACAAGCCUGACUUCUCCCCUCUCUGGGCCCCAGGUGACUGAGGCCCAUAUAAGGGAGGGAGUGCAGCUGUCAACACCAGAGUCCAAAGGGAGACAUUCUAAUAUCAAGAGUUCAACAGUUCAAUCAUAAGCAUAUUCUGCAUAUAAGACAUCUUAAUUAUCUAUGUUACUUAACUAAUUAUGAUUCUCCACCACACUCUCUUUCUCAAGGGACUCCGUUCCUUCCGGAGACAUCAGAACAGUAACAUCUUACAUGGCAAUGGUUACAAUGAAAACCAAUAAAAUGAAUGAAUUAAAAACCCUCACUGUCGAGUACUCUAUUUCCAUGUAAGCUUCCUCCGUUGGGAAACUGAGUUUACAACCUUUAUUCCUCAAGACAUUAUCACAAUGUAAAAAAUUGAAAUGAGAAACAGAAAAUACAGAUUGCUAGACACACGCCUCAUCACAGCAAAUAGGACAGUCAUCUCUCUGAUAAAGAACGCAGUGAUAGGGGUCAGCAUGAUGAAAUCCUGGAGACGGUACAGAGACGGUACCUUUCUCGUAGCUUCACCCUAGGGGGGCGGGAGUAGCUGUUAUUUAAGUCCCGCUAUGGGACUGAGCGGACAUCAGUCGAGGCCAUGCCAUUUUGUCCUUCUUCCAGGACUGGUUGUCCUUGAGUCACUGUCCAUAUGGUAACUGUAAUGAGAAGGCUCAAGACAAAAUAAAAAUAAAACAUGAUGCGCAGAGUCUCCCAUGGCCAUCUAGUCCCUCGACGAUGACCCUGCGCCGUCCUGAAGUCCAUCAUCCCCCUAGUGGUAUGGCACCCUCCUGCAGUGGCUGGCGUGGAUCCACAUAGACCUCUCAGCUACUCAAACAGCGGUGGGGGUGGUCAGCAACACCUGGAACGGUCCAGUCCACCUCUGCUGGUUCCAAUGCUUCCUCCUCAGGUCCUUGACCACUACCCAGUCACCAGGUUGAAGCUUAUGUAAGGAUUCCCACCAGUGGCUGAGGCAAGGCUGCUUUCACCGUGGGAAAAAUAGCCUUCAUAACAUUGUUUAGAGCAGUGCAGUAACUUACCAUAUCGUCAUUGCAGCCCAUCAGGGUCAGCUUGUUCUGUGGAAAAAAUUCUCAUGCGGGGCCAGCCCAGUAGUUCUGUGUGCCCGCCCCCUCAUGUACAUCAAUGCGAGUGGCAUUACCGUGACCCAGGGGAGGCCCGUUUCUGCCAUGAGUUUCACCAUCUUAAUCAGUCCAAACAAUUCAAAAUAUGAAUUCUUACUUUCCAUUUUACUUUCCAAUCAACUUCCUAUUUCCUUUCACUAACUACAUAUAUGUUUCCUUUAACUCAGAAGCCCUCUCAAUCACCAUCACCCAGUACAUUUCUCUUCCCCUCAAAUACUUGUUUCCCUCUACAAUCUCUACUAUACUCUACCUCGGUCUUUCCGUCUAACGUUACUUUACCAGGUAAACAAAAAGUUUCAUGUGCCAACUUAGCAAGCUAGGGAAAACAAGAACGUGGCAGAAUUGGGAGCCCAGCCGGUCCCAACCACAGUUUCUGCACAUUGUCAUAUGUACACAGCCUCUUCCACUUCCUCAACUCGACAGGACCUACAGAGGAUUGCAAGUCAGAGAUGUCAGUAGCGGAGAAGAGAUUCAUAAUAGGAACCGAAAUCAUCUGCAACACAGGGGAAUCAGCAGAUGCAGCUGCUGCUUUUGCUUCCAGAUCUGCCAUUGUGUUGCCCUUGGAGACAGGAUCAAAAUAGUUAGUACGAGCCAAACAUUUACAUGGUGUACAGCAGUCUAUUAACAGACUGGUUAUACAGUGGACAGUCAUGGUUAGUCUAUUGACAUACAACUAUUUCAGAAGGGUGAAGAAUAGCUUUCAAUAGGUUAUCAACAAGUUGAGUGAGAAAUAGUUUCCCCAGAGGAUUUGAGGAACCCACGCUGUUUUCGCAAUGAUACAAGCUCCAUCAGAGCUGCACAGUCAUGGGUUUCUCCAUCCUUUUUUGUUGGCAACAAUGUAGCCUGAUUGAGCACAGUGCACCUUUUCAGGGCCACAUGAGACAUGGUUAGAAGCACAUUCUGAUAGUGUAGCAACCUCGCUGGAGUCAGAUGAGCAGUCCUAGCCUGUGAGAUGAGAGUAUCCACAGCCACCACCCUCAAACAACACACCAGACACUCUCGCCACACUGUCCAAUUGCUUAGAAUAGUAACACACGGGUCUCUGCUUUCCUCCAUGUUCCUGUGUCAAAACAGAGGACAUAAAACCAUUAUUUUCACACACAAUCAGAUUAACUGGUUUAGAGUGGUUAGGGAGCCCCAAGCAUGGGGAAGUAGUUAUGAGUUGUUUCAGUUCCGUCAGGGCCGUCAAACCCUCCAGGGGUCAGAUUUAAUAUGGGGGAUGGGCACAUUGUCAGAGAGGCUUGCUAGGAUAGUUGCACUAUUGGUACCUGUUUUAGUGGCGAUAUAUAAAAAUAUGCCUUGUUCCUUGUUAGUUUUAUCACAUCUCAUAAAGUGGAGAUAUCCACAGGUCAUAUCGUCCUCUGAUAGAGGCUUACCCAUAAUACCAAACAGCUCACCCGCUGAAGAAGGUUUCGGGAACAUCACUAUUCCGGACCCAUUUGUUGAUGCUCUCCUACCCAGGCCCUGCAGCAAAUUUACCCAGGAUUGGUUGACUUCAAUUGGUUGUUCUGUAUUUCCACCCCCAAGACUGAGGAAGCAAGCAGAGCACAGAUUAUUACACAUAACACAGCACAUUCAUGGCCCAGUGGAUGUGGAUCACGGCCUCCCCUCCUUCUGUCUCCAUGGAGUCCAUGCAGAUCUGUUGAGUCUUCAUCAGGUGGCAGGUUCUAGUCAUUCUUCAUUCUUUUGGUGGGUGCUUCUCCAUCUUCUGGCAGUGUGACAGGUGGUGCCAUCCCUGUCUCUCAGUCACUCUGACAGCCGUCGGGGUAGCCUGGAUCACUUGUUAUGGUCCCAUCCAUCCUGGCUGGUUCCAUUUUCGCUUGUGAACCUUCAGUUUCACCCAGUCUCCGAUUUGGACAGGGAUGUCGUCUUUAUCCUCUCCGGCUGGCACUUCCUGGGCUUUCCUAGAAUGAGAAUACAGAGACCUAACAGUAGAAGUUAGUUCCUUCAUAUAUCCUAACAGCUCAUCUUCCAGUCUAGUCAGGUCAGUCUGUUUGUCAGUCAUGGGCCUAUGAGAUGGGACAUUCAUGGGACGGCCUGUUAACAUCUCAUGAGGGCUAUACCCAGUGCCUCUGUUGGGGCUGCUUCGCAUUUUCAUCUGAUCUAUCCCCAGCAUAAGGGUAAUUUGGGCUAUGACAUCUUCAGUGAAAUGGGUGCCAUUGUCUGCAGACAAGGUUUCUGGGAUUCCGAAUCUAGGGAAUACUUCCCUUACCAGAAUUUUAGCUACUGUUUUAGCAUCACAGUGGGUAGUAGGAAAUGCCUCUACCCAUCUUGUGAAUCUGUCAAUUAUUACUAAACAAUAAUGCUUUCUCUCCUUUCUUUCAGUCAUAUCAAUAAAAUCCAUUGCAAUGUGUGUAAAUGGGCCACUAGGUGAGGGGAAAUGACCAGGUUUAAGUGGUGACCCCUUGGCAAUGUUGUAGUGUAUGCACAUGACGCAUUUAAAAAUGUGUUGUUUCACAUGUUCUGUUAAAUAUGGGCAAAACCAAUCUUGUGAAAUCUUGGUUACCAUAUCCCCUCUUGACAAAUGACACAUCCCAUGUGCCAUUCGGCAAACCGAUGGGAUAAGCUGUGUUGGCAACACAGGUUUACCUGAAAGGUGUUGUCUCCAGAGGCCAUCAGGGCCCCGGGAGCAACCUCUGGCCUCCCAAAGGGAGUGAGACGUGUGGUCAGUCGCCUGCUGUUGUUGCAAAUCAGCAACAGGUGAGGCCACAGCAGAAGCCAGAUACACAGCAUGGGUGUGAUACCUUGCAGCAGCUGCUUUAGCAGCAGUGUCAGCAAGGUCAUUUCCCUUACUUGCCUCAUCUUGAUUACCCGGCUAUUACAUAGCCGAAAUAAGAGCCAAAACAGAGUCCGAGUAAAUGUUAACUGUUUUUCCUUCAGCAGCCUCACAGGCUAUGGUGAGAGCUAGCAACUCUGCUUGUUGUGCAGAGAAAUGAUCAGGGAGGGACUGCUCUAUGUGUAGUGAUUUAUCUAUAGUUGUUACAGCAAAACCUGCAUGUUUCCUUCCUGUCGUCUGAUCAAUGUAAGCUGACCCAUCUACGAAAAGUGACAUGUCAGCCAACUCAAGAGGUUCAUCAAAUAGGUCGGGUCUUGCUUUUGCAUCAAGUUCGAUUAGUUCAGUACACACGUGUGGGGUUCCUUAGCCAGUUCCACCCCGGCCUCUUCUGAAGCCUGGCUGUGGUGCCCAACCCUCCUGGUCCACAGCAGUGGGGCACUGGUGUCUCAUAUGUCCAGCUAUACCACAUCCCCAGCAGACUAUAGGCUCACCUAUGUGCCUGCUCUGGUAGGUUUGAUAGGGCUGGAAUGGCUGUGGAUUACCAUAAGGCUGUGGUGGAAACUGUACCUGUUGAGCUGGGGCCGCUGCAGGGGGCCAUGGGGGUGGGACAGGUGUUGGAGCUGGUGCAGGUGCUGGAGUACUCAGCAUCAAUGUGUCUGGCUUGCUACUUUUCUCUAGUGCAGCCAGUUGGGCCUUCUGGAGUUGUGUCUGCAGGCCUGUUUUCUUAGAUUUGUCUUCAGCCUUUGUCUUUUUUCAGAAUUUACAGUGAUGUCUCAUAUAGUCCUUGCGGUUCCAGCCAACUACUUCUUACAGUUUCUGUUGUACUGACUCUGGCACGCUCCUGCAGGCUCUGUCAUAGAAUAGUUAUUCAGCGGUUAGGGUGUUAUCAUACCUUUCACCAAUCUCAUUUCUUCUUGUUUCUUCAUUCUCUCCACAUCAUAGUAGUAUUUCAGCUGCUAUUUUGUCUUCCAUGUCUUGUCUGGCUCUUGGAGAGAAGGCACCUUCUGUGUCUACUUCCCACCUUAUCUUGUACUCACUUUUAUUUUUUCCGUCUUUCCUCUUCGUACUCCCUUUCUCUUUUCCGUCUUUCCUCUUCAUCCUCUCUCUCUCUGUCCACUCUCCAUCAUUCUUCACUUUCCUGAUUAAUCUCUUCUCUCUUUCUCUCCUUCUUUCAUUUUGUUCUUCUUCCAUCACUGAUUGUCCUGUCCUGGUGUAGGGGUAUUUAGGCUUGGAUGCAGAGAGUGGCUUGGUUCUUGCGUCCAAGUCCAACUUACCCAGUUCUCUUGUCAGUCUUGUACCCAUUGAGGGCCCCGGACCGGGGUUUGUGUUCCUUUUCCGGUCUCUUCCAGGGUACCUCUGAUUAUUAUAUUUUUCACCUUGGCUUCUGAGCCGGAAUUGUCCUGCCUCAAUGGGAAUACACCCCUUUUGUAACCAGAGUGGUCGUCUUCAUAUGGAGAGGUGGUGCUGUUGGGAGUGCUUAGUAGACUUUCUUAUAGGAUGUCACACCAGAUUUCUCCUCUUGUUCUUUCUUCUCGUCUUCUUCCCUUUUUUCCACUGUCUGCAGAUGGGUUAUCCUUGAACGUGCCCAAAACACGGUCACCUCUGACCGGAGUAGUGCAGAUGGGUUAUCCUUGAACGUGCCCAAAAUACGGUCCCCUCUGACCAGAGUAGUUGUAAAACAGUUAGAGAUACCAGUGUGGCUUUUUUUCUCUGACAUUUUCUUGUCUUGUUUUCUCUUCUCCACUAUAUCAUGGACGAUUCUUGUCAAAAGACCCAUCUUUGGGAAACCGAAAUUCCCAGUGACUAAUUGUCCAUUCAUGCUAUUUCUUGAAUAUCCAUAUGAGAUCUCUCUGGAGGGUGUCACGAUCGUCAAAAGGAUUGGACCAAUGCGCAGCGUGGAAUGCGAACAUACUUUAUUAUAUAUUCACCACACGAACAAAAACAACAAAACGAUACGUGAAGUCCUUGGUAACAAACACAAACCAACACGGAACAAGAUCACACAAUACACUGUGCCAAACAGGCUGCCUAAGUAUGGUUCCCAAUCAGAGACAACAAGCAACAGCUGAUUCUCGUUGCCUCUGAUUGAGAACCACCCCGGCCAACAUAGAUACACAUGAACUAGAUCCUAACAUAGAAACACAAACACAUAGAAUCUACACACCCUGGCUCAACAUAUAAGAGUCCCAGAGCCAGGGCGUGACAGUACCCCCCCCCCCCCCCCCCCCCCAAAGGCGCGGACUGCGACCGCGCCUAACAUAAACCGAACAGGGGAGGGCCGGGUGGGCAUUCCUCCUCGGAGGCGGAUCCGGCUCCGGGCGUGACCACCACCCUCUAAUAACCCCCCCGUAGUGCCCCUGGUCUGGUCUGGCCCCGCUGGCUGGAGCUGGACUGGACAUCGGUGGAGCGGAUUGCUUAGGCUCCGGUGUGAAGCAGCUGACCGGUACCUGACCAGGCACCGGUGAACCGGGCACGGGCCGGACCGGGCUGACGACGCGCACCCCUGGCUAGGUGCGGGGAGCAGGAACGGGCCGGACCGGGCUGACGACACGCACCACUGACUUGGUGCGGGGAGCAGGAACGGGCCGGGCCGGGCUGGCGACGCGCACCAUAGGCUUGGUGCGGGGAGCAGGAACAGGCCGGGCUGGCGACGCGCACCAUUGGCUUGGUGCGGGGAGCAGGAACAGGCCGGGCCGGGCUGGCGACGCACACCACAGGCUUGGUGCGGGGAGCAGGAACAGGCCGGGCCGGGCUGGCGACGCGCACCAUUGGCUUGGUGCAGGGAGCAGGAACAGGCCGGGCCGGGCUGGCGACGCACACCACAGGCUUGGUGCGGGGAGCAGGAACAGGCCGGGCCGGGCUGGCGACGCGCACCAUUGGCUUGGUGCGAGGGGCAGGAACAGGCCGGGCCGGGCUGGCGACGCGCACCAUUGGCUUGGUGCGAGGGGCAGGAACAGGCUGGACCGGGCUGGCGACGCGCACCAUUGGCUUGGUGCGAGGGGCAGGAACAAGCCGGGCCAGGCUGGCGACGCGCACCAUUGACUUGGUGCGAGGGGCAGGAACAGGCCGGACUGGGCUGGCGACGCGCACCAUUGGCUUGGUGCGGGGAGCAGGAACAGGCCUGGCCGGGCUGGCGACGCGCACCAUUGGCUUGGUGCGGGGAGCAGGAACAGGCCGGGCCGGUCUGGCGAUGCGCACCACAGGCUUGGUGCGGGGAGCAGGAACAGGCCGGGCCGGGCUGGCGACGUUCACCAUUGGCUUGGUGCGAGGGGCAGGAACAGGCCGGGCCGGGCUGGCGACGCGCACUAUUGGCCUUGGUGCGAGGGGCAGGAACAGGCCGGACCGGGCUGGCGACGCGCACCAUUGGCUUGGUGCGAGGGGCAGGAACAGGCCGGCCGGGCUGGCGACGCGCACCAUAGGCUUGGUGCGGGGAGCAGGAACAGGCCGGACCGGGCUGGCGACGCGCACCAUUGGCUUGGUGCGGGGAGCAGGAACAGGCCGGGCCGGGCUGGCGACGCGCACCAUAGGCUUGGUGCGGGGAGCAGGAACAGGCCGGACCGCACUAGGAACACACACCACUGGCCUUAUACGGGGAUCAGGAAAGGGCCGGACCGGACUGGCAACACACUUCAGUACCUCUCGCCGUGCCUCUACACUUUCCCUCCCUCUAAUCACCAAUGGCUCCCGUAACCCGGUGGCCUUCUCUCCUCGUCCACAAACUCGCUCUUUAUCUGCCUCCAGCAGCCCCGUCGCCCAUGCCAUGUGCCCCCCCCCUAAAAAUGUCUUGGGGGUGCCUCUCGCCUGUCCGACGACAACACUGUUGGCGCCGUACCUCCUCUCUCGCCAGGGCUUUAACCCUUGCCCAUGGUCCUCUGCCCUCGAACAUGUCCUCCCAGGACCACCAUUGGCCCACCUGGGCCAUCGCCAACUUCUCUAGCUCCCUACCCGGCGUUUGCUCCGAAACACGCUGCUUGGUCCAGUUCUGGUGGGAUCUUCUGUCAUGAUCGUCGAAAGGAUUGGACCAAUGCGCAGCGUGGAAUGCAAACAUACUUUAUUAUAUAUUCACCACACGAACAAAAACAACAAAACGAUACGUGAAGUCCUUGGUAACAAACACAAACCAACACGGAACAAGAUCCCACCAUACACUGUGCCAAACAGGCUGCCUAAGUAUGGUACCCAAUCAGAGACAACAAUCAACAGCUGAUUCACGUUGCCUCUGAUUGAGAACCACACCGGCCAACAUAGAAAACACAUAACUAGAGACUACCAUAGAAACACAAAACAUAGACACUACACACCCUGGCUCAACAUAAAAGAGUCCCUAGAGCCAGGGCGUGACAUCUACAUGCUUUGUAAGUAGGAAAACCUGCAAAAAAAGCCUGUAUCAAAUACUUGUUCUCCCCACUGUACAUAUUCACACCUAGGAAUUUCUAACUAUCACCUAGGUGAUCUUUGUCAGUUUCCAACAGGUUUAUCAAUUAAGAGUUUAUUAAUAAAUCAAUAUACACCACAAUGUAGGUUUUGUCUCUUAAAUGAACAGCAUACUGUGAUUGAGGCGCCACUUACGUGUCAGAAAGAGUCAUCAACCACACAGUGCUUUGUUCAAACUACAGACUUUAGAUAUAACAGGCGUCUGCUUACCCUUAAGUAAUUAGUUGCGUGGCACAGUGGGUCCACGCUCACUCCAACGGCGGGUGGUCACUCACUCCUGGCAAGCUCGCCAAAAUGUAGAGGGUUCUUUGCACAGUGCUGAUAUUCUCUUAUUCUUAAACAAACUUUAAACUUUAGAAAAUGACACAGACAACGGCUUCUGAGUAUAUGGUAGAGCACGGCGCUUGUAACGCCAAGUUAGUGGGUUCACCCCCGGGACCACCCAUACACAAACAUUUAUGCACGCAUGACUGUAAGUCACUUUGGAUAAAAGCGUCUGCUAAAUGGCAUAUUAUUAUUAUUAUUAUAAGUUCUGCAAAGUGUCUAGAACAAUCUCUGCUUUUUAUACUAGCACUCCCUUCCCAUAGCGUGAUGUUUUCCCCUGACUCUGAACUUGCCCUAGCAAUCAACAAAGUGUUCUUCCUAAUCCUGUCUUCCCACAAACUCAGUAUCAGGGGGUGAGGUGUCAGACAAUAAAAACAGACAUGUCUAAAGACAAUGUGGCAAUUGUGGUUUCAGGUUUCUGAGAACUUUCAGCUGUCAAGGCCUCCAUAGUUUUUAAUAAUGUAAGCAAAUGCGCAUAAUAAAUAAUAUAUUCCCCAUUAUAGCAUUUCUUUCACAUGAUCCAGCAAUUUGUGUCUGGGCAAGUGUGUCUGGGUAUGUGUCAUCUAAUACUUAUAAAAUAUAUUUGUCUGGACACUUUCUGUUUUUGAUAUUGCUACUAUGCAAAUAUGCAAAUAACCAUUUCACUGUACUGUUUACACCUUCUGUAUCCUAUACAUGUGACAAAUAAACUUUGAUUUUAUUUGAUAUAGUGUGUGUUUACCAGAGACGGUAAUGUGAAGAACAACAUGACCUGCACCAAAGUCAGAUUAGGAUAUAGGCCUAGAUUAAGUGUAUUUUUACCUGAUAAUUUUCCUUUUUGUAGGCUACUAGUUUGACCAUUUUAUGUCUUAAAAUCUUUAUUAUACAACUCACUCUGUUUAGCACAUGGCCUCACAUGUGAAUCCUUAAAAAGAUGGGUGGGGCUAAGGCUUAAGAGGGUGUGAACGAUGCUGAAUGGGUAUAGACAAAGAAGAGCUCUCCAGUAGGUGUACCAAAACAUUCAAGGGCCAUUCUCUCAAAAGUGGGGUUACAAAUGUAUCAACUUUCAAACAGAAUUACUUUCCCAUUAUUCCUCAAAUGCAGUGUAUGAUAUACCAUUUUGUAGCUCUGAGUCUCUACUUUUUUACUUUCAGGGGCUGAGUCCGGGGUUUUUGUGUCUUUUAUUUGCACAUUGUAAAUGAACAACACAUCCAGACAACUUACAACAAUCAAUGGAAAAGGUCAGAUGAAGUAACCUCUCUCUCUCUCUCUCUCUCUCUCUCUCUCUCUCUCUCUCUCUCUCUCUCUCUCUCUCUCUCUCUCUCUCUCUCUCUCUCUCUCUCUGUGCAUCUGUUUCUAGGGUCCUACUGGUCCACAUGGAAACUCUGGCCUGCCUGGUCUUCCUGGUCCCA